This is a messenger RNA of Hippocampus zosterae (dwarf seahorse), 785 nucleotides long. RefSeq names its product paired box protein Pax-2a-like. The record is from RefSeq and is a predicted model, not a curated record. Lineage: Eukaryota; Metazoa; Chordata; Actinopteri; Syngnathiformes; Syngnathidae. Bases 228 to 671 code for a protein of 147 amino acids. The transcript has 4 exons.
CGCAACAAGUCAUUCUUUGGUGCUGGAUUUAGGAUCUCGAUGGAAAACAACGUGAAAGCAAUCAAGAGAUACAUCUUUUAAAUAUUGGGCUGAACCCAGUCUGAUAUUUUUUAAAAGCGGGCGGGGGCGUUCCCACGCGACACGCGCGCACCCUCGAGACGAAGAGCGGCCGAGGCCGGGCUCGCCCUCGGACGCUACGCAAAAUCCGGCGGCGGCCUCGAUCCGGCAUGGAGGUAUUGUCUGGUUGCGUAACCCCUCCGUUGUGCGCCCCCCCCCCCCCCCAGGCUAAUGAGUACGCGCUGCCCGGCCUCAAUUCCAGCCUGGACGAAGUCAAGCCCAGUUUGUCGGCCAACGCCAACCCGGAGCUGGGCCCCAGCGUGUCGCAAAGCUUCCCCGUAGGUCGCGACAUGGCCAACACAACGUUACCCGGGUACCCCCCUCACGUUCCACCCACAGGCCAGGGCAGUUACCCGACUUCCACGCUGGCUGGAAUGGUUCCUGGGAGUGAGUUUUCGGGGAACCCCUACAGUCAUCCGCAGUACACCGCCUACAACGAAGCUUGGCGAUUCGGCAAUCCGGCCUUACUAAGUUCCCCUUAUUAUUAUAGUGCCGCGUCGAGAGGUUCCGUCCCACCCGCCGCCGCCGCCGCCGCUGCCUAUGACCGGCCGUAGUUACCAUGGAAACCAAUCGGCCUGCAGGACCGCCGCCUCAGCCUCCAGAUUUGAGCGCGGCCAACUCACAGCACGAGGCCACUUUUUUUUGGGGGCCGUUUUGGUUUGUUCUAU